This is a messenger RNA of Sphenostylis stenocarpa, 1032 nucleotides long. The record is from the annotation of a GenBank genome assembly. Lineage: Eukaryota; Viridiplantae; Streptophyta; Magnoliopsida; Fabales; Fabaceae.
AUGUCAAACGACAGCAUUUUCAGUCUCUUCUUCUUCAUCACCCUCCUUGUCGCUGCUAAUGCCGAAGAUGAACACAUCUUUCUACCGAGUCAGCUGCAUGAGGAGGACUCAGUGAGUUCGUCCUCGAGUUGCACUGCAACCGACCCAAAUCUUUACUACCGCCCGGUGAUUGGAAUACUGUCGCACCCGGGCGACGGGGCCUCCGGGCGCCUUAGCAAUGUCACCGGCGUUUCAAAUAUCCCCGCCUCCUAUGUGAAAUUCGUGGAGUCCGGUGGUGCCAGAGUUAUUCCUCUUUUCUACAAUGAGUCACCGCAGAAACUUACCAAGAAACUUGAUUUGGUGAAUGGAGUGCUCUUCACUGGUGGGUGGGCUACAUCUGGUCCUUAUCUCGAAGCUCUUGAAUUCGUUUUCCAGACAGCUUUGGAGAAAAAUGAUGGUGGAGACCAUUUUCCAGUUCUUGGCCUGAACUUAGGUGGAAACUUGCUAAUAAAGAUAGUUGCUGAUCAAGCUGAUGUUCUUGAAACAUUUAAUGCAUCAAGUUUGCCAAGUUCUCUUCAAUUGUGGAAGAGUGCAAAUGAUGAAGGAAGUUUAUAUCAAAGAUUUCCUCUAGAUUUGUUGACACAGCUGAGCACAGAUUGUCUUGUCUUGCACAAUCAUAAAUAUGCCAUAACCCCACGCAAGCUUCAAUAUAAUCGCAAGUUAUCAAACUUUUUUGAAAUUUUGGCAACAUCUAAUGAUAGAGAUGACAAGAUUUUCGUUUCCACGGCACGUGGUAAGAACUAUCCUGUCACUGUUAACCUAUGGCAACCAGAGAAAAAUGCGUUUGAAUGGGGCACCUCUUUGAAAGCCCCUCGUACAGAGAAUGCAAUUCGGGUUACUCAGUCCAGUGCAAACUUUUUUGUGAGUGAAGCAAGGAAAUCCUCAAACAGACCUUAUGCUCAAGAAGUGCGAGACAAUCUCAUUUACAACUAUCAACCCACUUAUGGUGGAACUGCUGGGAAAGGGUAUGAUCAAGUGUAUCUCUUUGAAUGA